This is a messenger RNA of Pseudophryne corroboree (corroboree frog), 1087 nucleotides long. RefSeq names its product centromere protein X (gene CENPX). Gene Ontology annotation, cellular component: Fanconi anaemia nuclear complex; FANCM-MHF complex. Bases 120 to 365 code for a protein of 81 amino acids. Lineage: Eukaryota; Metazoa; Chordata; Amphibia; Anura; Myobatrachidae. The transcript has 5 exons. Gene Ontology annotation, molecular function: protein heterodimerization activity. Gene Ontology annotation, biological process: resolution of meiotic recombination intermediates; kinetochore assembly; DNA repair. The record is from RefSeq and is a predicted model, not a curated record.
AAUUCAGUGACGGACAGUUCUAUCCUCCAAUCAUCUCUCUGCACAGCGCCACCUACUGUCUGAGGGUGGGAGUCGACGGAGGUUGCAAGUUUGCGGACACUUGGCGGCAGAUCGUAGUGAUGGAGCGGGAAGAGGAGUCUGUGGGGUUCCGCAAGGAAAUGAUCUCUAAAUUGCUACAUUUGCACCUGGGAGAAGACAAAGCCAAAAUCAGUGCGGAUGCUAUUCUGCUUGUAGCAGAGCUGCUAAAGGUAUUUGUUCACGAGGCAGCAGCCCGAGCAGCACGUCAGGCACAGUCUGAGGAUGUGCCUGUGGUUGACAUAGAACAUGUGGAAAAGAUACUUCCGCAGUUGCUGCUGGACUUCUAGAUGAAAACCUUGAGGAAUAUUCUGCUCUUGUCCAAGUGCAUGGAUCAGCUACACCCUGACUGCUGCUACUUUAUGUAAGAUGAAGAUUGGAGGAUGAUGGAGCUGUCCUCCUUCAAAGUGGCAUUGCCCUAAGACUUGUCAAAUGUCCAUGUGUGGUAGCUCUGAGGGUUUUUUUUUUUUUAAAUUAAAUUAAGCUUUGAAAAGGAGACUUUUUAGAAAUGGUGUUAAAAUUUGCUGGAUGCCACACAAUGUACAAAGUUUAAGAACCUGUCAGCCAAGAGCUAAUACCAAGUCAUAAGCUUCACCAACAUCACCCUAGAACUAGUAAUAAACACACCAUUACCUUGUCUGUGCCUUUUCCGUCAGCUCAUCUCCGCAGCUGCCAAAAGCAACAUCUCUGGAGAGGUGCGAGUUGUAAUCCAUGCGACUGCCUUAUUAACACUAAGCCCAGGGAGUGUUUCCUAAUCAGUAACUCUUAGCCUGCCAAACACCUGUACCUGACUGCCCUGGGAGAAGGACUGCGGCCGUGUAAUAAUGGAAGUCACAAUCACGCAGUGGCAGCUGUGUCCUAGGCUCUGUAUUCCCAUCAGUUCACUGUUCUAUUGUAGUAUGACAAUUCUUCUGCUCAUUAAUGGGUAUUUGCAGACCCAUUUCUGUUUAAUUAACAACUGGCUUUUAUUGAACACUUUCAAGUAAAAAUAAACUAUAAGUCAUUUGCUGAA